Messenger RNA from Heterostelium album PN500, 3876 nucleotides. RefSeq lists its product as uncharacterized. Gene Ontology annotation, biological process: sexual reproduction. Lineage: Eukaryota; Evosea; Eumycetozoa; Acytosteliales; Acytosteliaceae. Bases 1 to 3876 code for a protein of 1291 amino acids. The transcript is spliced from 7 exons. The record is from RefSeq and is a predicted model, not a curated record.
AUGGGAUCAACAUCACUUACAGCACAGUUAUUUUUCCUGAAUUCCACAAUGAAUAUUGGAAAUAAUAUGUUUUCCUUCUACUUAGAAAACCAACUAUUUAGUAUUUCUACUUAUAAUUGUUUAGAUCCUGCAACUUUUGAUUUAAAAUUAUUAAAGAGAUACAAGACAUAUUAUAAUCCCUAUACUUUUUCAAUGUAUUUAACAUUCACUUUGGAAGCUGAUCCACUAAUGGAACCAUUUCCAAUAGUCUGUACUUCAUUAGUUUAUAUGUGUAGAGUCGCCCAGCUUAAGCCAAUCAACAAUCAAUUCACAUUGACGAUCUCAAAAUUCCCAAAAACUGACUACACCUCAAAUCCACCAAUAUCAGUAGAUAUUCAACAAACAUUCAAUAUGUCAAAGUCAUUUACUUUGGAAUUCGAUUCACUUUUCCCAAUUGAAGGUCAAGAUAAUGGAACAAUCAUUUCUUCAUUAACACACUACCCACCAGAGAAUGCCACUAUUAAAAUGGACCAACUCUAUCAAAACUAUCAAUCACUCCUUUUUAUAGAGACUCCAAGAUUGUCUUCUGUUUUGGCCUAUGUAAUAGGUCAAAAUUUUAUCCAACAAUCAUGGAAAUUGGUCAAAGGAAAUGGUACAUACUCAACAUAUAUGGCAAGUUCUACCCUUGCUAUAGAUCACACAAACUUUUUUUCAAUAUAUUCUGUCUCUAAAACUACUUCAACUUUAUCCAAUCCUCAAAACAUAUCAAUAGUAUCACCAAGUGACAUCCCUGGUUCACUUUCUACAACUAGAGGUGUUGAUUCUCUGGGGAUGCUAUUUUCUUUACAAAUUCAUUUUGGUGAACUUAACAAUGGUUAUCUUGAAGAAAACACUUUUGACCUCAGUUAUACAUUCCCAUAUGGUUGGCAAUUGUUAUAUCCCGACUUUUCUUACUCUUGGUCAACAAGUUUCUAUACAUCGAAAUUCUCUCAAGGUCCUUGGAUAUCAAACUAUAUCAACAAUGGGAUCUAUGAUAAAUCAGGUGUUCUUACAUUAGAUAGAAACUAUAAUAAUUCAAAUGUUGUAGUUCAUAUGAUCAACUAUAUUCCAAUUAACUCUUUUACUUUUAUAUUACAAGUUAAUAUUACAUCAUAUUAUAAAAUAAUAAUGAUGGAAUACUCUGGAUUGGUAUUCAAAAGUUACAAUUUAGUCAGUGGAUCUCUUUAUAAUGGUAUAUUCGAAAUAGUAGUGAAAUCGACUUUCGACAAACCAUUCCCAUUAAAAGCAUAUUUAAUGGUGUAUGAUGAGACAAGUCCAUCAGCAGUUAAUGCAAUCUAUUUUUCCAGUACCUACCUAAAUUCUCUAUUGAAAACUUUCCCUGUUUUACCUUCGGAUAUAUAUCCAAAUAUUAUUUUGGAUGAUUUUUAUUCAAUCAAUUUCACACACCAGAAUAUUGAUAUAACUGGAAAUUUUAUAAAUGUAUUAAAUUUACAAUUUACAAACAUUCUUGCAAAUUUCACACCAAUUUUAGUGAUUGGAGACUCAGAGUUAAUUGACAGAGACUAUCAAAAUCAAUUUUUAACAUUCCAAGGAAUCUUUAAUAGUGAAACAAAUAUGCAUGAAAUUCCUUUUGGAAUUCCAAAACAAUUUAAUUCAGGUGAACUGCCAUACACUAUUGUCACACCAUAUGCAUCGUUUAAUAAUACAAUUUUAGCCACUGUUGUUGGUAGAUCAUCGAUUUUAACUAUAUCUAAAUCAAAGGGAGAUAUGCUACUACCUAUCGUUACAUCGAUAUUAGCAUAUCCAACUACAAAUGUUGUGUUAAGUGGUUCUGGCAAUAUGCUUAUUGGAUGGAAUAUCACAAUUGAGGAUUUCCCAAAUGGUUUCAGAGAUGCAAAUAUCUCUGUAGUUUCUUCGUUUGAUUUGGAACCAAGACACUUUAUCAUCGAAAAAAAGAACAGAAUAUCUGGCGAUGAAAAUCUUGGAGUGUAUCAGUUAAGUUUUGAAGUUAAGGAGAUUUGCAGAACUCAAAAGUUUUUCAUCUCCAAUAUUGAACUCUACGAUCAAGGAUCCGUUAGAUUAAAUCAAAAUAUAAUCUGGCGAUUGGCUACUAUUGUUGGUGGUAAAGAUGAUAAUCAAUUAACUAUAAAUUUAAUUUGUCCAAAUCAAGUAUUUACAUCACCACCCACUUUAGUAUAUUUUUCAAUAAGUCCAAGUGUAAUUGAUGUUGGUGUGAGAUCGAGAGUAGUAGAGAUCAAUAUGACUACAAAAGAUGGCGAUGGAAAUUUAGGACUAUCUGACAGACACAACCCAUAUGUUUACCUUUCAUCUCAACCGGAUACUGUUAGAAUAGCCACAGAGCGAAAAAGUUAUAAUACCACCUUUUCAAACUACACAGCCAGAUUCCAAAUGCCAUAUGGUAUUGGUAUUGAAAAUUUCUUUAUAUCUGUAUACGGUAUCUUGGAUAAUCAACUUCAAAUCAAUGGAUACUCUCCGCAAGAUAUGAUGACCAAUGGCUCAACCUUUUAUAUCGAAAGAACAUUCACAUUGAACGCAGAUCCUACUUUGACCUCCUAUACCAGUUUCCCUGUAACUGGUGGGUCGGUUUUCGUUUCUGGAAAUUCUCUUGGAACAGAUGAAACUGGAGAACCAAUUAUUGGAGAAAUUGACUAUGGACAAGAUUUAUUCCAGAGUAUAAACAUAAACCAAAGAUAUGGAGCUGGUGUGCUUAUCACGCUUCCAACGUUCAUCAUUGGUGAUACACAUAUACAAUCAGCAAAGUUCCGUGUAAGACUAUUCUCUGAUAUCUACUCCAAUACAAUUGAACUAGUGCCAAUGUCAAACUACGGACCGCUCGAACCAACCACAUCUCCAAAUCCAACUUCAACUCCAAAUCCAACUUCGACUCCAAAUCCAACUGCAACUCCAAACAAAGAUUGUAACUCUCGAAAUUGUAUUCAUGGAAACUGCGUUAAUAGUACCUGUGUUUGUACAAGUAAAGAUUGGGUUGGUCCAUAUUGUUCCUCCAAAGUUAUUCCAAUUGUACCUCCUCUUCCUGAACCAACUCCCACAACCUAUAUCGAAAUAGAUGAUACUCAUAUCUCGAUAAGUAUCGUAGAAAUCAAUGAACUAUCACCGAUUGGAGUGGUUUUGAAAAGUUACAACAUGACAUCGGCCAACUGGAAAUUUGAAAACCUGUCCAAUGACAAUGGUAUUGCUUAUCACUACAGCACUGAACUAAAGAUUGGAAGUAAUUCUACCGUUGUAAACACCACUCUUUUAUUCAUCAAGGAUGGAACUACCAUUGAAUUUGCCGGUCAAAACAUAACGCUCCUACCAUACUCUAUAAAAUUCACGGCAUCUCUCUCGGCAUAUCCAUUCUCAGCGAUGGAUAAUCUAAUGGAUAUAGUUUUCGAAGCAUCGAUCUCAACCGAUUCAGACUCAUGUUCCAGUAGAGUAUCUGGACACAAUAACAAUGGACAGUGGAUCAAGCUCAAUAUCGACGAUCACAGUCUCUAUGGAACAUUCAUCAACACCGUACUACUCGAUAACCGCUCAACCAUUGUAACACUCCACGAUACCGAUGAUGCCAGUAGUGAUAAACAGACCUAUCAAUACAGCAGUAUUCACAUGGCAAUACGUACACCAUCGUUUGGAGAGAGCUUGCAAAUCGAUCCCGAUUUCUCUGUGCUUGUCGAUGUCGAUAAUGACGGUACAUCAAAGCUUUGCCAACCAAAGAAGAAACUGAGUAAUGGUGCGAUCGCAGGUAUAGUAGUUGGUGCAAUAGUGUUACUCUCAUUGGCGAUCGGUGGCGCCAUCUUUAUCAAACGUAAACAAAAGAGUAAAAAAGAGAUGAAGAGAAUCCAAAUGAAAAUGAAAGCAUUGAAUAAUAAUUAA